Amaranthus tricolor (Joseph's coat) is the source of this 2262-nucleotide messenger RNA. RefSeq names its product heme-binding-like protein At3g10130, chloroplastic. The coding region runs from base 176 to 781 and encodes 201 amino acids. NCBI's taxonomy places the organism in Eukaryota, Viridiplantae, Streptophyta, Magnoliopsida, Caryophyllales, Amaranthaceae. The record is from RefSeq and is a predicted model, not a curated record. The transcript has a single exon.
CCAACCACAAAAUUAAAUUGAAGUCAGAUUUUAUUUCCUCUCGCUCAAGUAAAGGAUACACACCAACUGGAACAUUCUACAUUACAAAUUUCUCAAAUAAAAUCCCAAUCAAUCUACCGGACUUCUUUAUAAUUGCAAAAAAUUCAAAUCAUCAACCCUAAAAUCCUUUCACAAAAUGGGUUUAAUCUUAGGCAAAAUCACAGUAGAAACCCCAAAAUACGAAGUAAUCCAAUCCACAAACGAUUAUGAAAUCCGCAAAUACCCACCAUCCGUAAUAGCCGAAGUAACAUACGAUCCAUCCGAAAUGAAAGGAAACAAAGAUGGUGGAUUCACCAUUUUAGCUAAUUACAUCGGAGCUUUAGGAAAUCCUCAGAACACCAAAUCUGAAAAAGUAGCCAUGACUGCACCUGUUAUCACCCAAAACAACGCAGAAAAGAUAGCCAUGACAGCUCCGGUGAUUACGAAAACGGACGAAUCCGGCGAGAAGAAUAUGGUGAGGAUGCAGUUUAUUCUUCCGUCAAAGUAUGAGAGAGCGGAAGAUGCGCCGAAGCCAUUAGACGAGAGAGUAGUGAUUAAAGAAGAAGGGGAGAAGAAGUAUGGUGCGGUGAAGUUUAGUGGGCUGACGAGUGAUGGUGUUGUGACGGAUAAGGUGGAGAAAUUGAAGAGUGCGUUGGAGAAAGAUGGGUAUAAAGUUAUUGGGGAUUUUUUGUUGGCUAGGUAUAAUCCGCCAUGGACGUUGCCACCUUUGAGGACUAAUGAGGUUUUGAUUCCUGUGGAAUGAGUCUGAUUUUGGUUGAGUUUUCAAGUCUUUAUUGUUUAUAAUUUGUGUUGAAAUUGUGAUAGGAUGAAAGUUUAUGAAGGUUUCAAUGUAACGUUUGAGAUGAUAUAUGAUGAUCUCAAUGUUAAUAGUUAAUAAGUUAAAAGUAUAAACAUACUGAUAGAAUAUUUUAAUAUUCUGAUAGAUAAUAAUAUCACUCAUGGGUUGCUCUAAUCAAAGUUCAAGCACAAGUCCAUAAUGUUCUUGAUCAUAUCAUUCCACCAACCAAAGAAAAAGAUAUUGUUGAUCCCGCCAAGGAGGCCGAUUCCACUCUUUGGAAGCGUCUAGACGCAGCGGUUCUCCAAUGAUAUUAUAUCUCCCGACAUCCUCACUUCUAUUCUUGUUUCCGAUGAUACCGCCGAAAAGGCUGUUUGUGCAUUGUGGCCUUAUUUUAAGUAAGCAUUCUGGUGCUCUUCAUCUCGAAAAUCAAUUUACUUGCACCAAAUUGAUUAAUUUUCCUAAUGCUACUACUUAUUGCAAUCGUUUAAAACAAAUUGUGGAUCAAUCGGGAAAUGUCGAUGCUCCGGUUACUAACUAUGCCUUGUGAUAAGAAUGCUCUCCGGCCUUACAAACGAUUAUGGUAGUUUUGUCACCCAUAUUCAACAACAUGAACCUCUACCAUCCUUUGAAACCAUAAAAUCAAAAUUUGCUUUGGAAGAAAUCACUAUCAGUCAACGCCAUUCUCAUGACACCGAGAACGCCGCUUUUAUUUCCCAAAACACAUCUAACAACCGUCCUCACAACCCCAAAAUUGGCCAUCCUCCAUCACCACUCUGUUUUCUUACACCGAUGCGAAUUGGGCCAAAUGUCUUGAUACAAGCCGUUCCACUUCGGUUAUUGUGUCUUCCUUGGUGAUAAUUUACUUUCUUGGUCUUCUAAACACCAAGCUACACUCUCUCGCUCCAAUGAUGAAACUGAAUACCGUGGUGUAGUCAAUGUUGUCUCAGAAUCAUGCUGGUUACGCAACUUACUCCUUGAGCUUCACUGUUCCAUCUCUAAAGUCAAUUUGGUCUACUGCGAUGAUAUUAGUGUUAUAUACUUAUCCGGAAAUCCUAUUCAAUAUCAGCGCACAAAACAUAUUAAAAUGGACAUACAAAAAGUAGCACGUGGUCAAGCUCAUAUUCAUUAUGUUCUUUCUAGAUACCAAACUGCUAACAUAUUUACAAAAGGACUUCCUCUAAUCCUCUUUUAAGAUUUUCGCAACAGUCUCAACAUUCGAGAAUCUUCCGUUUCCACUACGAGGGUGUGAUAAAAUAUAAUAAUAUUAACCAAAUAUUAUUUAUUCUAAGCAUAUUCCUUUUUGUGAUUAUCUUCCUAAUUUAGUAGAUUAGUAUAGUGUUAAUAUUUUAGGAAAUAUUGUAUUUAGCUUGUUUCCAUAUUUGUAUUUUGCAUAAUCAUUAUAUUCAAUCAAUAACAAAUGAUUGGCAAGGCAAAUCAUUCUAAUA